This is a messenger RNA of Pelagomonas calceolata, 1240 nucleotides long. The record is from the annotation of a GenBank genome assembly. Lineage: Eukaryota; Pelagophyceae; Pelagomonadales; Pelagomonadaceae.
AAUGAAAGCCAGAGCACUCAUAGUUGCUGCUGCGCGGCGUGCGCAGUACAUGGGCCUUGAGUGCGUCAUUACUUGAUCCUGGUCCACAGCGCAGCCACUCUCUACAAAGACGCCAUCGCCGCGAGCAUCAAUGCCGCUCAUCAGGGUCGGCCUCUGCUGGCUGUGCACCGCUGCGGUCGCGGCGGCGCGCCCGCUCCCACUCCGGUUUCGCGGCGGGUCAGCUGCAGCCCUGACCAAUGCCUCCGCCCUCAACGCCACCGGCGAAGCCUUGGAUUUAAAUGAUGUGCACGACAACGCGACGGCGACGGCGAACGCGACGACCACCAACAGAACCGACGAGGGCUUGAGGGCAUCAAUAAAAGCGUACUUUCGCGGCGCCAAGGAGCUCUGGGGCGACGUCAAGACCUGGCGGCGUUUGAGGAGAGAGGCGAAGAACGGAACUAAUAUGAUUUUGAGUUGGCACGAGCGGAGGGUCAAGAGCAAGACGAUCCCGCACUCGCUGCGCAUGCUGCCCAUCUUGGCGAACCCGCUGCCGCCGCCCUUCGGCCUGGUGCUCGUCGGCAUCGCUUCAUUGGUACCUAGAACUUUAUUAACGCCCGAAUUCUGGACCGACAAUCAAGCACUCACCUUCGCGACGGAGGACGGCGCCGACGUCAAGAGAAGGCACGCCAAAUUAUUGGACGCGCUCGCGGCGGCGGCCGGCGGCGACGGCAAGACUGGGAGUGAUGGAGGGCUCGACGCGCUCGGUGAUGUGGGCGGCGCGUUCGGCGCGGGCGCGUCCUUAGAGUUAUCGCGGCUGCGGCGGAAGCACCUGAUUCGAUUAGCGAGGUGCAUCCGGCCGCACCCGCCGUCGCGGUGGUCGCUCCAUUUUCUACGGACGGCGUCGAUCCGCGAGCGGCUCGCGGACGCCGCGCGCGCGAUGAGCGAGGAGGACGAGGCCCUCGCGCGCGACGUCUCCCUGUUCCAAAACGCGUCGGCGCCGCUCUCGCCGCGUGAGGUGCUCGAGGUCUGCGCGGAGCGCGGCCUCGCCGUCGGCGGCGACCACGCGCGGCGCCUCGCGCGGCUCGAGCGCUGGUGCGAGGCGCGCGCGACGCUGCUGAGCGCGCUGGGGGCGGGGCCCGACGACGACUCCGCGUCGCUGGUCCUGCACAUGCCGGCGCUCCUGUCGGCGCUGCUGGAGAAGGCCGAGGAGGCCGUCGAUGGUGAUGAGUUAGUUGUGGCGUAAAAUUGAAAUUAUGAC